This is a messenger RNA of Staurois parvus, 257 nucleotides long. NCBI's taxonomy places the organism in Eukaryota, Metazoa, Chordata, Amphibia, Anura, Ranidae. The record is from the annotation of a GenBank genome assembly.
CCCAUCAGUGCCACCUGUCAGUGUCCAUCAAUGCCACCUGCCAGUGCCCAUCAGUGACACAUAUCAGUACCUACCAGUGCACAUCAAUGCCACAUAUCAGUGCCCAUCUGAGCUGCCUUUCAGUGCCACCUAUCAGUGCUGCCAGUCAGUGCCACCUAUCAGUGCUGCCAUCAGUGCCGCCUAUCAGUGCCAUAUAUGAGUGCUGCCUUUCAGUUCCCAUCAGUGAUGCCUAAACUAAGAAAAACUUUUUUUUUUUU